Messenger RNA from Argentina anserina (silverweed cinquefoil), 1511 nucleotides. RefSeq names its product vacuolar cation/proton exchanger 3-like. The record is from RefSeq and is a predicted model, not a curated record. Gene Ontology annotation, biological process: calcium ion transmembrane transport; intracellular calcium ion homeostasis. The transcript is spliced from 12 exons. NCBI's taxonomy places the organism in Eukaryota, Viridiplantae, Streptophyta, Magnoliopsida, Rosales, Rosaceae. Gene Ontology annotation, cellular component: plant-type vacuole membrane. Gene Ontology annotation, molecular function: calcium:proton antiporter activity. The coding region runs from base 107 to 1429 and encodes 440 amino acids.
AACUGCAUGCUGAAUCACAUCAGAAAUUUGCAUUUUGGAGCAAAGCUGAAACAAUUUCAGGAGAAGGUGCUCUGAUCCAGUUUCGUUUGUGGUGCCAAAUUAUAACAUGGAUUCGAACAGAGAACAUCUCUUGGAACAUGGCAACCUGAAGGGCGAAAGUAGUACCGAGGAGGUUCAUCAUGGCAUGACUACAAGACCAUUGUCAUCGUCUUUGCUGCAAAACAAGUCAGAUCCCAUAUUACUACAUAUUAGUGCUCAAACUGGGAAGUUUAAGAGGGUACUCAGUAACCUUCAGGUUGUUCUUCUGGGGACCAAGCUUGCGAUACUCCUUCCUACCAUUCCUCUAUCCUUUGUUGCUGUCUACUGUGGCUUUGCAAAGGCCUGGGUUUUUACUAUGAGCUUGCUUGCACUAACCUUCCUUGCUGAGCGAAUCAGCUUUCUCACAGAACAAGUAGCAUACUACACUGGUCCAACAGUGGGAGGGCUUCUAAAUGCAACAUUUGGAAAUGCCACUGAGCUGAUUAUCGCAAUUUCAGCUCUAAGUCAAAACAAAUUGCGGUUGCUCAAGUACUCUCUCCUGGGAUCAGUUCUUUCUAAUCUUCUUUUAGUUCUCGGGACGUCGCUUUUCUGUGGUGGCCUUGUCAACCUAAGAAGUGAGCAAAAAUUUGAAAGAAGGCAGGCACAUGUGAACUCGCUCCUUCUAAUGCUAGGUGCAUUCUGUCAUAUGCUGCCUAUGUUGUUUCAAUAUGCCGGUGACUCUACCAUAACAGGACGCCAAGCACUUGAUCUAUCAAGGGCCCUUAGUAUCAUUAUGCUACUGUCAUAUGUUACGUACCUGUUCUUCCAGUUAUGGACUCACCGCACUUUUUUCGAAUCAAACGAAGAAUCAAACGACGAUGACAAUGAUGUAGCUUUAGUAGGUUUCUGGAGUGGAUUUUUUUGGCUAUUUGUUGUUACAAUCACCACAGCUUGGUUGUCUGAGUUUGUGGUUGGCACAAUUGAGGAUGCAUCAAAAUCCUGGGGUUUGUCUGUGAGCUUCCUCAGCCUCAUUCUAGUUCCAAUUCUUGGAAAUGCAGCAGAGCAUGCAGGUUCAAUCAUAUUUGCUCUUAAAAACAAGUUGGAUAUAUCCUUAGGAGUCUCUUUGGGAUCUGCAACUCAGAUCGCCAUGUUCGUGGUGCCAUCGUGCGUUAUUGUUGCUUGGAUAAUGGGCAUCAACAUGGAUAUCAACUUCAAUCUAAUCGAGACGGUGUCUCUUACUCUAGCAGUGAUCACCACAUCCAUUGCUUUACAGGAUGGAACUUCCCAUUACGUGAAAGGCUUAGUUCUUAUUCUCUGCUACAUUGCUAUUGGCAUCUGCUUCUUUAUAUUCGAAACACCUAUGGAUGACGAAACAAAAAGUAUGAACACGCACUUGAGACUGAAAGUCUGAAACCAUGGAUGACAGUAUAGUGCUUCAAGUCAGAGCUAUGAGUGCAGCUGUGCAGGUGAGAUAUCAGAUAUGGAUCUUUCAU